Molecule: messenger RNA, 2215 nt
Organism: Megalobrama amblycephala (Wuchang bream)
Lineage: Eukaryota; Metazoa; Chordata; Actinopteri; Cypriniformes; Xenocyprididae
Gene: prg4a
Product: proteoglycan 4a
Exons: 14
Coding region: 13-1701 (562 amino acids)
Biological process (GO): immune response
Molecular function (GO): polysaccharide binding; scavenger receptor activity
Source: RefSeq, a predicted model, not a curated record
UCAAAAACUGUAAUGUUUCCACACUUUUAUACUGUAGGUGUUUUUAUCAGUGUGCAGUCUGCUCUAUUGACGGUCACCAUGCCUGGAUCCGCUCUGGUUUCGUCUCUCCUGGCACUGGCCUGUGUUCUCCUGCCACUGUGUGCUGCUCAAGGCAGCUGUGUGGGCAGAUGUGGCGAGCCACAGUUCAACCGCGGACAGAUGUGUAACUGUGACUACAACUGUUUUGUCCACGGCGAAUGCUGCAAGGAUUUUGAUGACGUCUGCACCGCCAGUGACUCCUGCAGGGGUCGCUGUGGUGAGCCGUUCCGCCGCGGGAGACAGUGUGAGUGCGAUUCAGACUGUGUGCUGCACAACACAUGCUGCCCUGACUACAGUCGACAGUGUGAUGCUUUCUCCAAUUUGCAAGCUGCAAGAAGCUCAAAACCAAACAAACCAACAGUCCCUCCCAAGACCAAAACACCAAAGAUGCCUGAUCUGAAGCCCCUCAGAGCCCCCAAGAAGCCUUCAGAUAGCAAGAGUGAGGAGGAAGGUACAGAUUAUACUGAGGAGUGUAUGGCAGUAUGUCUCGCAGCUCAGCAAAGCCCAGAUCUCAUGAGAGAUGGGACUAGAAUAAAUAACUUUAUGGCUCCAUCUGAAGAUCCAUCACUUCCUGCUGGUGGCCCUUCGCCCCAGGACAUCGGCCUCUAUGCUCCUCUGACACCCUCUGACAUACCAGGUAUUGGUUCCAACCCAUCUGGGUUCCCUCUGCCAUCCGGGAUCCUUCUGCCAGAAUCCGGUCCUGCUCCUGCAGCUGGGCCACUACAGGCAGGGGGUCCUUCCUCUGGGAAUCUCCUAACCCUCCCUGUGCAGGUCUCCCUCUCAAUCAGCGAACAAGGUGACGGGCCAUCCAGUGGACCUGCCUCUGGUUCAGGUAGACCCAACACUCUUGCAGACAUCGCCCAGGCCUUGGCAACCAGCAGCCCUGUAGGAGCUGAUGCAAACUCAGACCCUGAUCUCUGCAGCGGCCUUGUCAUCGAUGGAAUGGUAACUCUCUUCAACGGCACCAUCAUAGUUUUCAGAGGUCACUUCUUUUGGCUGCUGAACCCCAAGACCAAGAGGAUCGGUCCUGCUCGUAAAAUCACUGAAGAACUGGGCAUCCCGUCUCCCAUUGACACGGCCUUCACACGCUGCAACUGCCAGGGCAAGACCUACAUCAUUAAGGGUGACAACUACUGGAGUUUUGAGAAUGGUGUUAAGGAGCCUGGAUAUCCCAGAUCGGUGUCCCAGGACUUUGGUGGGCUCACAGGGGAGAUCACUGCUGCUCUGCCAGUCCCAGCCACCAGAAAGAAGCCAGAGUCUGUGUACUUCUUCAAGAAAGGAGGUACAAUUCAGAAAUUCUCUUAUCCACCUGGAAGUGGACCAACUUGCAGCGGAAAGAGAUCCAAAAAUUCAGUCUACGCCAAGAUCCGCCGUGCCAGACAAGCAGAGAUCCAGUUGUCAGGGGAGAUCAACAUCAAACUCAAAAUGAAGGGCUUCCCGACCCCUGUGACAUCAGCUAUGUCCAUGCCCAACCCCAAGAAGCCUGAUGGUUUUGAUUACUUUGUUUUCUCUUGGCCUAAAGUCUUCAACGUCAAGAUAAGCGGUGAGCUGCCUGCUUUGUCAGCCCCUGUCAGCCAUUCCUCUCAGCAGAAUGACAUCAGCAAGUGGCUCAACUGUGCCUGAAAAGCCAGCACUAAACAAACACCACCACCAGCUGCAUGGCGAGAAAGAUUCUCCAUUUAUUAGCAAAACAUUUGAACAGAGUCAGGAUGAUUACUCACAAAAUAUAAAACAACAAAUCUAACCAACAUUGAAACAAAACAUUAAGUAAAACAGCAGUAGGCUGAUUCUGGGUGCUUUGUAGAGUCGUUCAUGGGCUUGUGAUCAGAGUUUCUGCUGGGCAGACGCUGGGUUUAGAUGGGAGUGCCUCUGUUGAGUCCUCGACCCCGGCCUCCACGAGGAAAAUCAAUACCUGCAGGAUAACAUUGAGAUACCACAUUGGAUGUAACUCUUUAAACUAAGUGAAGAUUUUUUAUAAAUUACAUUCCUUCUUAAAAACAAAUUCUACAUAAGAAACAUCCAAAAAUCAAAUUUUAUACAAACUGUUGAUUAACGUCCUGACAAAUAAAAAGCUUCUGUACACAUUUCAGUUAACCUUUGCUUCAAUAAAAUAAGAAAAGCUUUAAAAAAAAAAAAA